AUGGUUCCUUUCAAUACCAACAGCGUGAAGCCGCAGGGACCAGACACACUGUCCACACGUUUGAUUGUGCUCGCCACGGUCGAGGAGCCGUCCGAGGAAACAACACGAGACCAAAAGCUCCAGCUUGUACUCGACAUCUCGAUAGCUGCCCUCGUCAUCGGCAUGCACAUCCAUGUAUCCAUGCACGGCCUCGAUCUCAUCUUUCGGACACGAGCGAAGACGAAGGCUAUGACUCCUACACAUCCCAAACAAGAGUCCACAAUAAAUGUGCCCUUCAUUCCCCCCAGAUAG
Penicillium arizonense is the source of this 291-nucleotide messenger RNA. RefSeq lists its product as uncharacterized. The transcript is spliced from 2 exons. The record is from RefSeq and is a predicted model, not a curated record. Lineage: Eukaryota; Fungi; Ascomycota; Eurotiomycetes; Eurotiales; Aspergillaceae. Bases 1 to 291 code for a protein of 96 amino acids.